This is a messenger RNA of Serpula lacrymans var. lacrymans S7.9, 2946 nucleotides long. RefSeq lists its product as uncharacterized. Bases 1 to 2919 code for a protein of 972 amino acids. NCBI's taxonomy places the organism in Eukaryota, Fungi, Basidiomycota, Agaricomycetes, Boletales, Serpulaceae. Gene Ontology annotation, biological process: DNA replication initiation; mitotic DNA replication checkpoint signaling; mitotic G2 DNA damage checkpoint signaling. The transcript is spliced from 14 exons. The record is from RefSeq and is a predicted model, not a curated record.
AUGAUGAAGGGAGUGGGUGUUGAUGAUGGUGCAAACUGCUGCAUUUCAGCGUGCGGUGUCAUCUCUGAGCCUCCUAAGGAGCUGUUCAGCAAUACGAACUUGGUAGGAUUCCCAGUUCCAAAUGUCAAGCUUCGACCUGCUCAACGCCAAUCAGUUCCUCAGAAUGAAUCAUGGGACCAUGGUUCAGACACAGAACCUGCCCCAAACGCGAGCAUGCAGGAUUUGUGCCCAAGGCCUUUCAAAGGGUUCACACUGUGUGCAACUGGAAUAGUCGACAAAUCAACAUUGUUCAAACAGGCCUUUGAGCUCGGUGCUACAUCCAACAGCGAUUUCACGGACAAAGUCACCCAUUUGAUUGCUAGUGAUCAUGGAGGGGCAAAGUAUAUGUGUGCAAUAGAACGGAAGAUCCCCAUAAUGCGGCCAGAGUGGAUUCACGAUGCCUAUGAAGUAUGGCUGCGUGGAGAUGAUGUUGAGCUUCAAGACAACCUAGAGAAGUAUAGACUGCCCGUUUUCUCAGGCGUUAUUCUCUCGCUCUCCGGGAUCGACGACAUACCCCGCCGAACUCAGAUCAAUCAGCUAGUGACGCAACAAGGUGGAAUGUACCUCAAAAACCUUGAAAGACCUGUCAAGGUCACACAUUUAUUGUGUUCCGGAGAUGUAGAGACAGAGAAGAUGAAGUACGCCGAGAAGUUCAACAAACGGCGAGAAGCUAAGAUUCAACUCGUGUGGGAAGAGUGGUUUUGGGAUUCGUUGGAGUUCGGAGGUAGGGUCGACGAACGCAGGUACCAAGUCAAUCGGCCUCGACCAGAACGGAAAUCAUUUUCAUUUCAUGAAGGUGCGCAACUCGGUCCUUUAGAUCCGACAACAUUAUCAUACUCAGCGCCUGGUUCUCGUCCCGAAACCGCCAUUCCAGUCGAUCCUCCACCUGCGAAGAAACCUGCACGAGAAGUUGGUCCUUCGAACCAGGAUGAAGAUGAAGAAGAAACUGGACAGAUCAAACGUGUCCCCACUGUCACGCUCCAACUAUGGGAGAGUCUUCUGAAACCCCGCGGAUUCGAGGUCACAGAAGGAAAGCUUAUCCGCAGUCCCUCCAAAUCUCAAGCUGGCCAAGGCAGGUCAUCACCACAGGGCCAUCCCACCAAACCUCCAGCUCGCGCCGCCAAUCCAGCGCCACUCGCGGCUGGCAGCGUCAUCUCCUCAUUCAGACGUACAAACUCAUUCGCGCCGGUGGCUAAAGAGUCAUCUGCACGGCAGCCAUUCAGGCGAACGUCAACUCUUUCAACAGUCGAGCAGGUAAUCAAUGCCUUGACCAGUGACGAGAUGGUACCAGCUACUUUAGACUUGUUCUCAGGACGGAAAUUUCGUUUGCUUGGGGAAGCUAGGUCCGCAAGUGUGCGUUCUGCAAUCGAGCAGUGUGGGGGGAUCUUAGUCUCAGAGGAGGACAUGGGUGGCGUGGAUUUCAUCAUUGUUAGGCUCAUCAGUGGGAGUAAGCUGUAUCAACGUGAAGCCGACGAGCAAGAGCGUUCUAAAUACAGGACAGAAUGUUGGCUGGAGCACUCUGUUUUUAAAGAGUACAUCUGCCCUCCUGAGGAGAACGUGUCAUUCACCCCACUUAAAGUGGCAACACCUAUUCCAUCCGCAGAACUAGUAAACCUAAGCGUAUCUGGUUUAGACGAGGCCCAACUAUGUUGGGUGAGAAGAUUGCUUCGUGCGCUAGGGAUACAUUUGAUGCCGAAUUUCUCCCGCCGUUCUACGCACCUACUCUGUCCAUCCGGUACUGGCGCUAAAUUCGAUAAGGCAAAGGAGUGGAGUAUUCCAGUCGUGUCACUAGAUUGGCUCGUCCAUAUGGCAACGAAGGGAGUAGUUCCGGAUGUGGGGAUGUACAUGGUGGGAUCUCAUUAUCUUGAGGUGGAGGAUGGUUUGUGGAUGGAGGAUGAUGUGGGGCAUGUGGCAAAACAAGAUAAAGGAAAGGAAAAGGCAGUUGACGUCCAGAUGGAAGAUAGCACCAACAAUUUCCAUGCCGAACAAGCUUUAUUUACCAAAAAACCCAACCUCCUUGAAGAUAAACAUGUCGGAAGAUCUCUUUCUCUGCUCGAUUUCGAUCCAGCUGCAGAACAUGAUAUGUUCGGAAAACCAAAUGGCUUUCUGGGCUCUCCACCAUCAGACGUGCCUCCGUCCUCUCCUCCCGCAGCCCCGCCACUGAGCAGUUCACCCGGUUUAGAAUACCUUGAUGUACUAAACCCACCUCCACCUCCCCCACGAGGUCAUUCACGUCAUAUGAUCAGCCAAGCGCCGACGUUGCCUUCAAUUGACAUCGACGCUGAAGCGCGUAUUCCAUCGUCGAAGUCGCCAUCGCCGAUGAAGCUGCCUCCGAGCUCUGACCCUGCAGCCAAUUCCAGCUUUAAUGCAGGCGCGCAUGCACCAUCCCCGAUAAAGUUUGAGAACCAGGUGACGAGGGCACUUCAAGAAAGUAUAACGACGUUGUUGGGCAAGAGGCAAAUAUCAGAGGAAGAUAUGGCUGUACCCGUUGGGAGGGGAAAGCGGGUGAGGCCGCAUUCAAGGACGAAGCCUCAAUCUCGACAGGGUACUCGUGAAACUAUUGACAUACUUCGUGCACCUGACCUGCUGCACCAAGAACCAGUGUACGACGAGGAUGCUUACAACGAGAUGAACAUCUUGGAGAGGGAAGGGGAGGGUGUGGAAGAAAGUUUGAGGGUGACUUAUGAGGAUCCCGAACAGCGUCUUGUAAGGCAACGCCUAUUGAGCCUAUUUGGCGAUCAGGCGCAGGCACGAGGAGGGAACAAUGGCGACAAAAACAGCCAUGGCAAUAUUAAUAUUAAUACUAAUAAAGGUGCUGAGGGUUCAAAGGCGAAUGGAAUGGGAGUGACGAGGAGGAGUACGCGUGUAGCGGGGUUUUGAGAUAUUUGACCAUAUGUAACUUCAUUG